Molecule: messenger RNA, 3294 nt
Organism: Sardina pilchardus (European sardine)
Lineage: Eukaryota; Metazoa; Chordata; Actinopteri; Clupeiformes; Clupeidae
Gene: frmd8
Product: FERM domain containing 8
Exons: 11
Coding region: 157-1557 (466 amino acids)
Biological process (GO): negative regulation of canonical Wnt signaling pathway
Cellular component (GO): plasma membrane; cytoskeleton
Source: RefSeq, a predicted model, not a curated record
UUGACCACAACUGUUUUCCAGUAGGAGGCAAACACAGCUGCUGUUGUUUUCUAGUGUAGCCUGAAUUCUUUCUGUUAGGCAGUGGGGAUUUCGACAUAACUGCCGUCCAUUUUUUAUUUGGUUAAGAUUUACAUAUUGCAGCUGUAGCGUUGCCAAAUGGAGGGAGAUGAUUCUGAGUUUCCUCCAGAGUCAUCGGAGCAUUCUCAUUCUCAGAGAGGGAGUGUGGCUUCCUCCGUCACCCGAGCCCAAGAUGUGCUUGUCUAUUUGGUGACUGAUAGUGCUGUGCACUUAUGCGUGGAGGGUGUUGGCUGUGUGAACGUGCAGGAAAUGGGGCGUAGUGUCCGAGAAGCCCUCAACAUCCCAGAUUCUGCCCAAGACGCCUUUGCCUUCUGGCUCUGCUCGCCUCUGCUGGAGUUACAGCUGAAACCAAAGCAUCAGCCUUAUAAACUGUGCCGGCAGUGGCAGGACCUGCUUUAUCGCUUCACGGAGGCUUCAGAUGACGACAUUGCUCAAGAUGAGCCUUGUCUGCAAUACAGGAGAAAUGUUUUCUACCCCAAGUCAAAAGAACUUCAGAUCAAGGACGAGGGGGUGUUGAGGCUCCUCUAUGAUGAGGCUCGCAUGAACAUCCUGGAGGGACGGUACCCAUGUGACCCUGAGCACUGGUUAUCAUUAGGAGCAUUGACCUGUGCCAUAGAGCUCGGCACUGGCCUCGAAGAGCAGAAGGUCAUCACAGCCAUCAGGGAGAAGAAGCUGUCGUCUUUCCUGCCCGGCCAUCUGCUGAUGGGUGGGGGUUUUCUGUCGACCCUGCGGGGAAAGGGGAGUCGUCAGGCCGAGCUGGAGCAGAGUCUCCUGAAGGAGUACCACUCCCUGGGCCCCAACCAGGACCCUACUCACCACCUGAGACAGUACCUCAGUACCUGCCACACACUGCCUUACUACGGUUGCGCGUUCUUCUCAGCGGAGAUCGAUAAGCCGGCCCAGGGAAUCCUGCACAGAGGAGGACGCAAAGCUGUCACCGUGGGCAUCAGCCUGGAGGGUGUUUAUGUCAUGGAUGUCAAAGAGAAGCAUGUGCUGCUGGGCCUGCGCUUUAAUGAGCUGUCCUGGGACCACAGCUACCCCGAGGGGGAGGGAGACUCGCACAUCCUCUGGCUGGAGUUUGAUGGGGAGGAGGCAGGGACUCCUGUCAACAAACUACUGAAGAUCUACUCUAAACAGGCGGAGCUGAUGAGCGGCCUGAUCGAGUUCUGCGUGGAGCUGCGCUCGGCCGGCGAGGCGGCGGCGACGGGCACGGACGGCGAGGUGGCCCCCCUCCAGACGCCCCCGGCGGGCCAGACGGGCACCGCGGAGCGGCCGCGGGGGAACCGGCGAGGGAAGCUGCGGCGGCAGAGCAGCGUGGUGUGCAGCCGCGUGCACUCGCUCAACACCAUCAGCUACGUGGACGACGGUAAAGAGAUUAAGCGCCUCAAACCAAAAAGGGCUGCGUCCUUCUUCACGCGGCAGGCCCCACCUCAGGACUAUGCGGCGGUGCAGGUGGCGGAGAGUUUGGAGCAGGGUUGAACCCCCAGGUGCCCACGCUACUGCCACCACCGACCAAAACAACUGCUGCACGUCGACACCCAGGGGAGAGGACUAAGUUGGAGGGACUAAUUUAAACUGGACCAAGUUUGUUUUUUGUUUUGUGUUUUUUUUUUCUUAAUGGAGAAAAAAGUGGAAUACGGUAGGUUCAAAUAUUAACUCCUCGUGGUAGGUCAAAAACCACUUCCCUGAAAGGGAACCUUGUAUAAAGUAACCAUGCCUUAUCUAGGUCAGUGAAGCAGGAACAGCCGUAUGUCAAGGAGAAAAACAGUAAGCAUUAUAAUUUGAACCUAAUUGGAAAGACAUCAUGGUUAAGAUGUCAGAUUAAAUGUUCAUGGUCACUUUCAUGGCCACAACAAAUGCUUAGCUCAUAAGGUACCGUAUUCAGUAGUUUGUGGUCUGAAGCAAUUUGUUAGAACUUUUUCUGUAAACAUUUCAUUCUUCCUUAAAUAUGUUAAGAUAGUCUUCAAAAGAAACAACAAUGACCUUGAUGGCUGUUCACUGUGAAUGUAGUUUCCCAUUUAGCCGAAUUAUGCAACAUUUACAAACAGGGAAGUCCAACUGUGUGAUCUGUGUACGUGACCUCUUUGAACCCCCCUCUGCACCAAAGUUAACUGUGCCUCAUGUUCGCGGCUGCUUCCUAACCCUCACACUCGAAUCAGGUGACUCUGGACAUAAAAAUCAGGACAAGGACCUUUCUUACAUCCUUACAGAAAACAAAAAAAGACUGGAGUAGUCCACAUUGAAUCUAGCCUGAACUAAAUCAAGGCUCAAAUACUUCAGCCUGUCUCUGGCUGUGAUAUAUUUUGGUAUGUAUCAUGGCCUUUGAAAACAAAAACCUGUCAAAUGUACUGUAUUCCUUCCUGCUUAGGUGAACUCACAGUGCACAGAACACAGUCAAUGCUGUUGCAAACUGGUGGAUACAAUCUUUAUACACUGUUUAUCUUUCCUUUACAUUCUAGAAAUAUAUGGAUUGUCAGAAUGCCACACUAUCAUUUGCCUUUAUCUAUGCAUGACAUCCGGCUGAAGCAAAAGGAACUGUAGACAGUUAAUGAGUUAGCAUGUAUAUACACAUAUAGCAUCUUCACCCCAUCGCCAUCACCCCUUCAUCCUCACUCUUCAGACCAGGCUUGGGAAGAAUGCAUAAAGGAGUGGGGCACAUUGCACUCUGUGGUACCUCUGAACACUGUAUCAUAUCAUAUCUGCAAAACAACAAUCAUGUUGGGCCUUGGCCAUUCCUGCAUGUGCCAACAUUUGAAUGAGAUUUGUGGAACCACAUUGCUUUACAAAUACGCUUUUUGGAUAAACGUCAAGUUUAAAGUGCCUUUUGUGUUUUUAACUAACUGCAGCUGAUACCAUGAAUUUCAGAUUAACCGUAAAACUGUUUUGUGUUUGUGCAUUGUAAUACAUUAUCCCUUUACGGUUUCCAUUCAUUCAUAUUCUAGUUUUAUAUUACAAACACUUUUGACUUAAUAGAAUUCAAUAAACAAUGUAAUGUGCACUACCGAAGUUCAGUGACUGUAGGUUUGUAUAAAAAAAAAAGAAAUUGAUAUGCAGCAUUCAUUUUUUAUUCCUGCUUUGUACUAACAGUCUCACACUUCAAUUAUUAACCAACAAUAAUGUAUACUAUAGAUUUUUUUAUUCUAAAUGUUUUAUUUAAAAAAAUGUUGUCCAUGUGGUUCUGAUGUAUUGAACAUAAAUAAAAAAUCAUUUACGGCA